AUGGCCUUGGUAUCGUACACGUCCGGCGUCGUCGCCGUAGCUACUUUCCCCUUGCGUCUAGCAUGGAAACCCGUGGCUUUGUUCAUCAAUUCGGUGCUCAUGCUGCUCUCACCCCUAAUAUUGAUGGGGUACUUCGUCGUUGGAUGGUGUCAAGCUGUCAUCGACUUCAUAGCCAGUCUUCAGCUGGCCUGCGGUGCCUUCAUUGGCAUACUUGCUGGCUUGACCAUGUCCUGCACGUCCAGCAUCAUCACUACAGUCCUUGGCAUGCAUGAUAGAGGCUACCAAGGUCCACCAGCAACACCUGCGCCCUCGACGCCAUCAUCAGAACGACCAGGGACCGGUAAAACCGAAGAUUCGUCGUCUUACGAGACCGAUUGGCAGCUGCUCAACAAGCCACCUCCUAAGCGCCGCAGGAAUAGGCCAGGUCUUUGGUCUCAAACCAUUCACGAGGAGGACGACGACGAUUCUGAAAUUUGA
This is a messenger RNA of Colletotrichum gloeosporioides, 477 nucleotides long. RefSeq lists its product as uncharacterized. NCBI's taxonomy places the organism in Eukaryota, Fungi, Ascomycota, Sordariomycetes, Glomerellales, Glomerellaceae. The record is from RefSeq and is a predicted model, not a curated record. Bases 1 to 477 code for a protein of 158 amino acids. The transcript is spliced from 2 exons.